Messenger RNA from Bombina bombina (fire-bellied toad), 1411 nucleotides. It is a transcript of the gene CCDC89, whose product is annotated as coiled-coil domain containing 89. The record is from RefSeq and is a predicted model, not a curated record. The transcript has 2 exons. Lineage: Eukaryota; Metazoa; Chordata; Amphibia; Anura; Bombinatoridae. The coding region runs from base 39 to 1046 and encodes 335 amino acids.
UCUGGCCACGGUACCGCAACACUGAAUAGUUUUAAGGUAUGCCGGGAGCUACGACUGAAGAUACGGAUGGCGCUUGUGGGGACUGCCCGCCUUCGAAACCGGAAUCCGUUCCCUGGGAUGAAAAGACGGAAAACAAUAUGCUGAGAUCCCGGCUGGAUGAGCAGUCGCAGCUUAUCUGCCUGCUGAAGCGGCGAGCGGACGACACUCUCCUGAAGUGCCAGACUCUGGAGAAGCUCAAUGAGGAGCUGGAAAAGAAGGGGGCGCAGGCCGAAGCGCUGCUGCGGGCUGAAAGGAAACGAGGGGACCAGCUGGAGGAUAGGUUUGGAGUUUUAGCCUCCAAUCACCAGGACAUGAUUAGGUUCAAAGACGAAUAUAAAAAGCAGAACGAGGAGCUGAAGAAAGAGUGCCAGCAGCUGCGGGAAAACAGGUUCCCGGAGCUGUUGGAGAAGGAGCGGAGUGUGAAGGAACUGAGAGUUCGGCUGGAGACCGUAGAAUCCGAGCUUCGGGAGCAGAGGGUCCGGCAUGAGAAGGAGACGGUCGAGUUAAAAGGGAGACGGGAACAGCUGCUGGAACAGAUACAGGACCAAGAUGUGCAGCUGGGGGCGCUCACUCAAAGACUGAAGGAUUCAGAAGAAUUAUAUUGCAAGGCACAAGAACAACUAUCCUGCUUGGAGGAGAAACGGAGAAUGGAAGAGGGCAAAGCUGCAAAGAUAUUAGAUGAAGUGAAGAAAGAAAAGGAAGGACUUUUACAACUCUCGAUGGAACGUGGUAAGAUCUUACAGGAGAGGCAAAGAGAGAUAUCUGAGCUCAAUAUUCGGCUACAGAAUGCAGAGAAGGCAUCCCAUGAAGCAAAAGAGAGGUAUCAAAGAGACGCAGCAGCAGUGGAUGUGAAUGCCAGAGUGGUCGACUUACGUAAGAGGCUCGAAGAAAAUGAAAAAGAGUUGGUGCAACUGACCAGGGAAUUUGAGGCCUAUAAAAAGCAUAGUGUUGAUUUGCUAAGUAGAGAGAGAGAAUUAAAUGCCAAACUCCGUCAUCUCAUUGGCUGACUUUUAUAUAUUUGUUUCAGCAAAAUGGAAAGUGUAUUAACCAUGAACUAGUAAAAUACAAAAGUCCUACUGUGUCUAUUAGGAAUUUGCUUAAUCGCUUUGUGCUUAUAGAAGUGUCAUUACUUGUAUAACACUAGGUGCAUGUACAAAAAAAAAAUCAUGUAUGUUUACUAACUUGCUGUAUAUACAGUUUGAUGAAACUAAAUCUAAAUUCAUUCUUCAAAUUUAGGGAAAACACAAUUUUUAUUCGUGUAAAUGCUGCCUUAGAAAAUAGAUGAAAAAAAGGUAUCAUUCUGCAGAUGCAGAUGUGACACUUGUGCCAAACCAAAAAAGCUGCAACAAGAGCUGGUUUUAAAUAUAUGAAG